Molecule: messenger RNA, 1573 nt
Organism: Acanthoscelides obtectus
Lineage: Eukaryota; Metazoa; Arthropoda; Insecta; Coleoptera; Chrysomelidae
Source: the annotation of a GenBank genome assembly
CGUGCUAGAACGUGCUUGACAGUUGACAGAGUCAUGACAGUGUUUUGUCUUGUCGUUUUGUGCUAUAGUGGUUUUGGUUUUGUGUUUUGUUUGUCAUUUUGAAAUUUCAUGAUUUUCCGCGAUUUUCCGUUGUGUUUCCCGCGGAAAACUGUAAUACGAUUACGAGAGCUCUAAAAAGAAGCAAAUAACCAGACAAUCACGAAAUCAGCUCAGUUUACUAUCCUAAUAAAUCUUUAAGAUGAGUGUCAGUGCAGCGUCAACAGUUGAAGAAGAAGUAGAUGAAUGUGGGCCCCAACCUAUCGCUCGUCUGGAGGGCAAUGGUAUCACGGCUGGGGAUAUCGCCAAACUCAAAGAAUGUGGCUAUCACACAAUCGAGUCCAUUGCUUUUGCCCCAAAGAAGCAUUUAAUCACUAUCAAAGGCAUUUCUGAGGCCAAAGCUGACAAGGUACUGAAAGAAGCCGGAAAGCUGGUGCCUAUGGGCUUCACAACUGCCAGGGAGUUCCACCAAAAGAGAUCAGAGAUUAUUCAAUUGACUACAGGCUCAAAAGAACUAGAUAAACUUUUAGGAGGGGGUAUUGAAACAGGAUCUAUUACAGAGAUCUUUGGUGAAUUUAGAACUGGAAAGACCCAGAUAUGCCAUACCUUGGCUGUUACUUGUCAGUUACCUAUUGAGAGUGGAGGUGGGGAAGGAAAAUGUCUCUACAUUGACACAGAGGGAACUUUUCGCCCUGAGAGGCUAUUAGCAGUAGCAGAAAGAUACCAGAUGAAUGGACAAGAUGUUUUAGACAAUGUAGCUUAUGCUAGAGCUUACAAUACUGAUCAUCAGACUGAGCUACUUAUACAGGCAUCAGCUAUGAUGUCUGAUGCUAGGCUUUCUGUUUUUAGGUACGCAUUAUUGGUAGUGGAUAGUGCUAUGGCCCUGUACAGGACAGAUUACUCAGGCAGAGGUGAAUUAUCAGCUAGACAAAUGCACUUGGCAAGGUUUCUUAGGAUGCUGUUACAGCUAGCUGAUGUGUUUGGCAUAGCGGUAGUGAUCACCAACCAAGUAGUAGCUCAAGUUGACGGCGCUGCAAUGUUCAAUGCCGACCCCAAGAAGCCCAUCGGUGGUAACAUCAUGGCUCACGCGUCCACCACCCGGUUGUACCUGCGCAAAGGCAGGGGGGAGACCAGGAUGUGCAAAAUAUACGACUCCCCUUGCCUUCCAGAAUCAGAAGCUAUGUUUGCUAUCAAUCCCGAUGGUAUCGGUGAUGCUAAGGAGUAAUCUUUUAGGUUCUGUAAUGUGUCAUGCAACUGGUAUUGCAACGGUUAGGUUUAGGUGGUAUACAGUUGUUUUGGUAUGUGUGAAUAAGUUCGUUUUUAUCGUAUGUAUAAAAUUUAUAUUGUUUUCCUUUCACGUCAAUACAUAUUAAGAAUAUAUGGAGUAAUUCACAAUGAGAUGAUUGCAAAGUUCGUUAGUACGCAUCAUCCAUGAAACUUAUUUUUGAAAAUAAAAAUGUAGAGCUUAUAAUUUUGAUUAUUAAAAUUACGAUAUUUAGAUUAUAUAAUUGAGUUGAAUAUAUUUUUACUGUACAAA